This is a messenger RNA of Mustela lutreola (European mink), 1321 nucleotides long. RefSeq lists its product as uncharacterized. The record is from RefSeq and is a predicted model, not a curated record. Lineage: Eukaryota; Metazoa; Chordata; Mammalia; Carnivora; Mustelidae. The coding region runs from base 1 to 948 and encodes 315 amino acids. The transcript is spliced from 5 exons.
AUGCCCCCCCCCCCAGCCACCAGGUCGGAAGGUGACGUGGUAGGGUCUUUAGACGUGUGUGAGAAAAGCUCCAGAGGUGACGUUUCCUCGAGGUUUAGGUUUCAAACUUAUCUACUCUCGGAAACCGAAAUCCGUCUGAGGCAAGCACACACCCCGCAAGGAACCCAGCCGGGUGCGAAUCUUGAGAACCUGUCGGGAUGCGCGUCUGGGGAGGAUGAGGAUCGCGCCUGCCCCACCAGGAGCGAGCGCCGGCGGAGCGGGCAGCCGCCGAGGAUUCGGGCGGCGGGAGGGGGCGGGGCGGAGUUGGAGGAGCCCAGGGCCGAGCCGCGGCGCUUCCCGGCAGGACCGUGCGGGCGGAGGCGCUGCGGCCGGCGGCGCAGGUACCACGAGGGUGCUCGGUACCAUCCCCGUCUGCAGCUCGAGCUCCAGCGGCGCGUGCUUUCCGCACCCGGGCUUCGGGAUGCAGGGUGGGAAAGGGGCCCCCCGCGGUCCAGCGGCCGCCUCGUCCCCCACCCCCGGUCCGCGUGCGACGCUCCCCCGCCCGCAGGCGCCGCGGGGGCAGGGACUGGGCGCGGAGUGAGGUUGGGAGGGACCUGGAAAAACCACCCAGAUUGCAUUGCAGUGGGCGAGGCCGCCCGGAGGAGCCGGUUCCCCGGAGCCGCCUCCCCGCGGGGCGUUCGCGGAGCGCGGUUCCCAGGUGCUUGGAUUUGCCUGGGCCGGGAGGUUCCGCCUGGCGGGGACGCGGGGCUCGGCUACGUGGUGGCCCACGCCCGGCAGGUUGAGCGCUCGCGACGACUGCGAGGAGGGCCCACGCCCGGCGGCCGACGGUGGCUGAGAAAGUGGUUACAGCCGCUCGGGAAGUCCUGCGUCGCCGGUCCUCUGUGGCCUCUGAUGUGGUUGCCAAAGAGAUCACAUUUUCUACUCCCUGGACAAAUCCAACCUCUCUGAAGUGCAUCUCACAGGUACAUGUAUCUGUACCACAAAGGAAACAACACUUCUACAAGGCUGCAGCGAUGCUCCAUGUCCCCAUCCAACAGAACUUGCUGAAAUUUCCAGCCAGGCUGACAUUCCAUCGGGUGUGCACUCCAAGUAAAGCUGGUUAAAGAUCACUGUGCAGGGGCUCAGUUGUUGGGCGUCUGCCUUCGGCUCAGAUCAUGAUCCCAGGGUUCUGGAAUGGAGCCCUUCAAUGGGCUCCCUGCUCAGCAGGGAGUCGUCUUCUACCUCUCCCACUCCCCCUGCUUGUGAUCCCUCUCCCACUGUGUCUCUCUCUGUCAAAUAAUAAAAAUUAAAAAAAAAAAAGUCACCGUGCACAAGAGCAGGA